AAAUUAUAACGUAUGUACGAUUGCAAUAUGUAUCACAGAGCAUAAUGAAAUGCGUUUUUGUAAGCUUUAUUAUUGAAACUAUUUUAAUAAUUCAAUCCGGUCAACAUUUUAUAACACCACUUCAUCAAUGUGUUCUCGCCGAAAUCUGCAACCACACGCAGUUGACCGUUUGCGGAGAGGACAAGAAGAACUCCGAACACCGGAUUUUCCACGACGAAUGUGAUUUGUUUGAGUUAAAUUGCGACGGCGAUAGAGAAUUCGUACCAGUUAAUUAUUCAGUUUGUUUUCAACAAACAAUAAACGGAAUGCCAGUAAAUAUUUAUAGUAGUAGAAGAAGAUAUAAUAAAAAUAUACUGCAGAAUAUGAAAAAAGAAAUGGUGGAAGCAAAGGCGACGGUUACUUUGAAACGGUUCCGGUUAAGCAAUCAAACAAUCACGCUACCUGAAACCACUGUUACUACGACUCCUACUACUUUUACUACUCCUACUACUACUCCUACUACUACUACUACUCCUACUACUACUCCUACUACUACUACUACUACUCCUACUACUACUACUAUGGCGAGUAUAUCUACAGUCAUAUUGAAAAAGGAGACUGUUUGGAGAAAUGGAAAAUUAUUUAUGAAAAUAGUAAAAGGCCUGGAACAUGAAUAUCCUCAAAUUACGAACGAGUUGAGUGGAUAUAAUAUAAGUACAAAUUGA
This is a messenger RNA of Cydia amplana, 704 nucleotides long. RefSeq names its product integumentary mucin C.1-like. The transcript has 4 exons. The record is from RefSeq and is a predicted model, not a curated record. NCBI's taxonomy places the organism in Eukaryota, Metazoa, Arthropoda, Insecta, Lepidoptera, Tortricidae. The coding region runs from base 45 to 704 and encodes 219 amino acids.